AUGAAGGCGCGGAAACGGCUCAAAGUGAGCGAAGAAGAGGGAAAGGCGCCUCAGACAGCAGCUGGGAAGCCUGGAAAGCAACAGAAAAGCCGGGUCCACCUGGAGCAUCUCCCCUGGAAGACGGUCUCGAUGCCGGACCAUCUCGAGGAUUACGAAGGCUUCUUUGGGCUAGAGGAAAUUGAGGAUGUGGAGGUUGUGAAGGAGGAUGGCAAAAUUUCCUUCAUGUCGACUUCCGAUGCUGGGAAACACUCCAAUCAAGCAAAUGGUGUCGCAGACGAGGAACCUGACGGAGACGAAUGGUCUGGCUUUGGUGAUGACGAUGGCGAUGGCGAAGCCCCUUCUCAGGCGCCCCCACAGCCGAAGAAGUCGCAAAAGUCGCAAAAGCGACAGCCUGAUCCCGCGAACGAGUCGCUGUCGUAUCGUGGAGCAUUUGAAAGCCUAUCCAGCGAGACUCCGGACGACAACCAAAAAGGAGAAUCAGACAUGACUGCAUGGCAGUCGCUCAACCUUGUGCCCGACACCCUCACCGCACUGUCCAAGCUGAACUUCACCCAACCCACUCCCAUCCAACGGGACGCGAUUCCUGAGAUCCUAGCUGGGCAUGAUGUCAUCGGCAAAGCUUCCACCGGCUCAGGCAAGACGCUUGCAUUCGGCAUUCCGAUUCUUGAGCGGUUCUUGGAACUUCGCAACUCGGCUGGGCAGCGCAAGGAGAAGACCCCGCUGGCGCUCAUCCUCUCGCCGACCCGUGAAUUGGCACACCAGCUAGAUAAGCAUCUCACGGCUUUGUGCAAUGGAGGUGCCUUUGAAGGCCCAUCAAUAGCGACUAUUACUGGAGGCCUGUCCCUUCAGAAGCAGCAGCGCUUGCUCAAGGGCGCCGAUAUUAUCAUCGGAACGCCGGGCAGGUUGUGGGAAAUUGCCUCGGUCGGACAGGGAAUCAUUGAAUCGCUCAAGAAGAUCGAGUUUCUAGUCAUUGAUGAAGCAGAUCGACUGCUGAGCCAAGGAAACUUCAAGGAGCUUGAGGAGAUCUUGAAUGCGUUAGAUCGCCAGGACGAGGACGAGGACGAAGCGAAAAUGUAUGACACCAACAAGUCACCUCGACAAACCCUCAUCUUCUCUGCGACCUUCGACAAGGGACUGCAACGGAAGCUUGCCACCAAGUCGACCAAAGGCGAUGCCCAGAAUCUACUCAGCAACCAGGAAUCAAUGGAAUACCUCCUCUCCCGGCUCAACUUCCGAGAAGAAACGCCGAAAUUCAUCGACGUCAACCCCAUCAACCCCCUCGUGACCGGCCUGAAAGAAUCCCUGGUGGAAUGCCCCGCAGGCACGGACAAAGACAUCUACCUCUACACCCUGCUCCUCCUCCUCUCCCACUCCAAAACUAGCGGCGCCAAAACACUCGUCUUUGCAAACUCCAUCAGCGCCGUCAAGCGCCUGACCCCUUUCCUCCAAAACCUCAACCUCCCCGCCCUAGCCCUGCACUCCGGCAUGGCGCAAAAAGCCCGCCUGCGCUCCGUCGAGCGCUUCACCACCACCAGCGGCAAUCAACCCUCUUGCUCCAUCCUCGUUGCCACCGACGUCGCCGCUCGCGGUCUCGACAUCCCCAAUGUCCAGACAGUCCUGCACUACCACCUCCCCCGCGCAGCAGACACGUACGUGCACCGCUCCGGCCGCACAGCACGCGCAGGCCAGCAAGGCUCGAGUAUCCUCAUCUGCGCCCCGGAAGAAGUAGCCGGAGUGCGCAGACUAAUAGCCAAAGUCCACACCAGCCAUUCCGCAACGAACAGCAGCGCAAAGACGAAAAAUUUCAUCCGCACCCUCGACUUGAACCGCAAAAUCGUGUCGCGUCUGCGUCCGCGCGCCGCGCUCGCGAAGCAGUUGGCCGACACGCAGAUUGCGAAGGAGAAGUCAAAUAAAGAGGAUGAGUUUAUGCGCGCUGCGGCGAAGGAGUUGGGCGUGGAUUACGAUUCCGAAUCGUUUGCGGCGGAAGAGGGGAAGGGGAAGCGGGGGCGUGGGGCUGGGAGGAAGAAGAAGGAGCGCGAGGCGAGCGGGUUGAGUAAGGCGGAGGUUGCUUCUUUGCGGGCAGAGUUGAACGGGUUGUUGAAGCAGAGGGUGAAUGUGGGGGUUAGUGAGAAGUAUCUUACUGGUGGGGGCGUGGAUGUUGAUGCGUUGUUAAGGCAGCGGGAGGAGCAUGGGACGAGUGAGGGGAGGGAGUUUUUGGGGUCGGUGCAGGGGUUGGAUUUGGAGGAGUUGUUGUGA
This is a messenger RNA of Neohortaea acidophila, 2256 nucleotides long. RefSeq names its product P-loop containing nucleoside triphosphate hydrolase protein. The coding region runs from base 1 to 2256 and encodes 751 amino acids. Gene Ontology annotation, cellular component: nucleolus. The transcript has a single exon. The record is from RefSeq and is a predicted model, not a curated record. Lineage: Eukaryota; Fungi; Ascomycota; Dothideomycetes; Mycosphaerellales; Teratosphaeriaceae. Gene Ontology annotation, molecular function: ATP binding; RNA helicase activity; nucleic acid binding.